Molecule: messenger RNA, 3394 nt
Organism: Microbotryum saponariae
Lineage: Eukaryota; Fungi; Basidiomycota; Microbotryomycetes; Microbotryales; Microbotryaceae
Source: the annotation of a GenBank genome assembly
AUGGAAGCACCCUCCUCGAACGCUGGAGGCAUGAUGACUGACAACGAUGAUCAGAGCCGUCGUGGGGCCGACGAAGCGGAGGAGGUUGACGAGCAAGGGCGAGCACCCGCCGGGACGCGUCGACGCGGCGCCAAUCCGAACCGCGUACGAAUCAGCAGGGACCAGAACGGCAUCCCGCCUGUGCGCGAUGACACUGGAGAAAAAGUUACGGAACUUUUCCAGCAGUUCCUUGAACAGUGCGUUUUCGUAGCGGUCUCUUGUGUGCCGGCACGCCGCGAGCUGCACGCGGCCUUUCAUCAAGACGCGUCGUCGCGUCAAAUGAGACUCGCGUUCGCGAUUGCCCCCCUCCUGCGCAAAAAGAUACUUACUCCCCUUUCGAUUACCUGCUCUUCAUGAUAGGUUCUCCGAAGACAAUGCUGGACCCCUCCCGUCGUCGUCGAACGCAGACCCCGCCUCGGAUGCUCCCGGUCCUCAUCACUUUUACGUGAGCCGCUCGCGACGCGUCCUGGUCUCUCCCGUGUUCUCAGCCUCGAGACGGAAAGCUGACUCGAACUUCGAUCAUGGGUCCACAGAUCGAGCAAAUCAAAGGCAUGCAAGAGUUUAAGCUGUCGACGCUCUACGUCGACUACCAGCAUCUCAUGAACGCCAGGGACAUUUUGGCUAGGGCCAUCACCGAGCAGUACUACCGGUACGUACUCUUCCCCCGUCUCGUGUGUGCGAAUUCAUCCACUGACCUCGUCAAUUCAACAUGUUACACGCAGCUUCCUUCCCUAUCUCCGGCGAGCCCUGCAGAACCUUGUGCGCAAGUACGCACGCACGUACCUGUACGUCAACUCGCACACCAACGCCACAACCGAGGCCGGCCUCAAGGUGCGCACCUUCUCGAUCGCCUUCUACAAUAUGCCUUUGGUCGAAGGUAUCCGCGACAUGCGCACCGAGAAGAUUGGCAAGCUGUCGAGCAUCUCGGGAACGGUCACGCGCACGAGCGAGGUCCGACCCGAGUUGAUCUUUGGCACCUUUACGUGUCAAGAGUGCAAGGGUGUGAUUCGAGAUGUCGAGCAGCAGUUCAAGUACACCGAGGUGAGUCUCAUCCUGACUGAAUUAACAUAAAGGUUUUCGACUGACGCGGCGUUCAUUAUUUCCGCUACAACUCUUUAGCCGACACUCUGCCCCAACGUGACGUGCUCGAACCGAUCCAAUUGGAAGCUCGACAUUGAGCAGUCCAAGUUCUCGGAUUGGCAAAAGGUCCGCAUUCAGGAGAACUCGAACGAGAUCCCGACUGGGAGUAUGCCCCGGUCGUAAGCAGAUCCCCCAUCCUUAAUUUCCGAUUCAGAGUCGAUGACUGACCGGAUUCCUAUGACAUGCUACAGCCUUGACGUCAUCCUUCGAGCUGAAGUCGUCGAGCGAGCCAAGGCCGGUGACAAGGUUAUUUUCACGGGCACGUUCAUCGUCGUUCCUGACGUGGCUGCGCUCGGUUUGCCGGGAGUGAACGCCGAGAUGCUUCGCGAAGGCUCCGGUGGACGAGGAGGCGCAACUGGUACCUUCGGUGGUAACAUGGGUGUGACUGGACUCAAAGCGCUCGGUGUCAAGGACUUGACGUACAAAACCGCUUUCCUCGCUUGCAUGGCUACGAGUGCCGAUGCUAGGGUGAGUGAGCAAAGCAACCCGGCCUCCCGUGGUCAAAGCACUUAUGGGAACCGGUCAAUGUCAAUUCGCAGACCACGUCCACCAACAUUCGAGCUGACGCUGAAACAGGUGGCGAGCGAUCUCGCAAAGACUUUGUCAGCUCGUUGACGCGCGAAGAACUCGCCCAACUCAGUGGCAUGAUCCAGACCAAGGACAUCUACAACAAGCUCGUCGAGAGUAUCGCGCCAACGGUGUUUGGACACAAGAUCGUUAAGAAGGGUGUUCUGCUUCAGUUGAUGGGAGGUGUGCACAAGCAAACGCCCGAAGGCAUGAACCUCAGGGGUGACUUGAACGUUUGCAUCGUUGGUGACCCGUCGACGAGCAAGUCGCAGUUUCUCAAGUGAGUACCAAACACCUCUGCGAUUCCCUGAACCUUGGCGGCUGUCAAUUGACGUUCUUACUUGUCACUCGCUGCAGGUACGUGUGCGGUUUCUUGCCUCGCGCUGUCUACACCUCGGGCAAAGCUUCCUCUGCCGCCGGUCUCACCGCUGCCGUCGUCAAAGAUGAGGAGACGGGCGAGUUCACGAUCGAAGCUGGUGCGCUCAUGCUCGCCGACAACGGCAUCUGUGCCAUCGACGAGUUUGACAAGAUGGACAUUGCCGACCAAGUCGCCAUCCACGAAGCGAUGGAACAGCAGACGAUCUCGAUCGCGAAAGCCGGUAUCCAAGCGACGCUCAAUGCGCGUACCUCGAUCCUCGCCGCGGCGAACCCCGUUGGUGGUCGCUACAACCGCAAGAUGAGCUUGCGAGCCAACGUCGCGAUGAGCGCACCGAUCAUGUCGCGUUUCGAUCUCUUCUUCGUCGUUCUGGACGAGUGCAACGAAGAGAUCGACACUGAGCUCGCCACCCACAUUGUCAAGCUCCACCGCUUCCAAAACGUCGCAAUCGCGCCCCCUUUCUCGACCGAAGAAUUGCAACGCUACAUCCGCUUCGCGCGCACGUUCAACCCCAAGCUCACCGCCGCAGCGUCCAAAGUGCUCGUCGAGAAGUACCGUGAUCUGCGUAGCGAGGACUCGGACGGCUAUGGUCGCAAUUCGUACCGCGUCACCGUGCGUCAACUGGAGAGCAUGGUGCGCUUGUCCGAAGCGAUCGCGCGCGCCAAUUGUACCGAUGUGAUUACCGCGGCGUUUGUCAACGAGGCCCACUCAUUGCUCAGUCAAUCAAUCAUCCAAGUGCUCAAGGAUAACGUCGAGAUCGAUGACGAUGACGAUGAGGAUGAUGACGAGAACGAUGGUGAGGACGGCACCGCAGGACCCGAAUCGUCACAGACGGGCCCAGGGGCUUCUUCACCGACCCGGGGUCGAUCACCUCGCGACGAGGACGGAGAGCAAGCAACGACGCCUCGCGCAACGACGCCUGCCGCACCGAAGAAGGCCAAGAUCUCCAUCACAUACGAUAAGUACAUGACAAUUAUGCAGAAGGUCGUCUACAUGCUCGCGGACGUCGAGAAUCGAACGCAAGCUGGUCUGCCCCGUUCCGAGGUCGAGCAAUGGUAUCUCGACGAGAUGGAGCACACGUUCAGCAAUACUGAGGAACUCGAUGCCGAGACGACGCUCAUCUCCAAGGUCUUGACCAAACUCGUCAAGGAGAAAUACUUGCUCGAGCUCAAGGCCGGGAGUGGGUCGGGGCUCGUCGAGGACGGUGAACAAGGGACCGACGAUGACCCGAUGCUAUCCGUUCACCCCGAAUGCGAUGUUCUUACUAACUAG